GUUUUUAUCAACCCCCAUCUGAUCAGUUGGUAUGUGGGGGGCAGUGGCUGAAAGGUGCAUAAAUGUGGGCUGGACGGUGGUCAAGGGAGAACCGGGGGAGCAUCCUGGGGGAAGAACCUGGAAGGAGCACCUGGGAACUGGAUCAGAAGUGACCGGGCAGGAUGUGAGACAGACCAGAGAGAAGAGGCCAUGGCUAGAGAAAAGAAACGAGACCACCAUGUUCUUUGUUUAUCGGUAGAAUGAUGAACACUUACUGAACAUUCAGUGGCCAAUGAUGAGUACAAUGGAUAUACGGAAUACAGUAAUGAAAGCUAUAGCUUGGCCUGCUGUUACUUGGAUGCUGGCAGCAUUAUAUUGCAGUUCUAUGAAGAAUCCCAACUCCCCUGCCUGCUCACUAAAUGUGGAAUCUGCGGAAGGCUACCUGCAGGAGGGGGACAUCAUGCUUGGGAUCCUCCUAGAUAUAUUUUCUAUGGGAAACACAAAGCGGGAAACCUUUACAAAACAGCCUAACAAAGAAUUUCUUUCCUUGUUGGGUUCCUCCCUCCAGCAAUAUCGUCACUUUCUGGCUGCCAUUUUUGCCAUUGAGGAAAUCAACAGCAACCAGAACAUUCUGCCUAAUGUGACCUUGGGAUUCCAUAUCCAUGAUUCCUGGGCCAAUGAGAGAAAAGCCACUAGCAGUACAUUUAGUAUGCUGACAGGGAGCAGUGAUUAUGUGCCUAACUACAAGUGCACCCAGAACAGGAUUCCCAGUGCAUUCAUAGGGCACCUACUGUCUUCUGUAUCUAAUGUCAUGUAUCAGAUCACUAGCAUCUAUGGGUUUGCCCAGGUAUGGAAUGUAAAUAAUCUAAAUAACCGUAUGGCUUUCUGCUUCUGGGUAGAUAUAUUAAUUCAUACCUAUCUGUAAAAGGAUAAAAGAAAAAGUACCUGAAAACACCCGUAUUUCCAGGUUUAUCACAUUAAAUCCUACAACAUUA
Molecule: messenger RNA, 974 nt
Organism: Xenopus tropicalis (tropical clawed frog)
Lineage: Eukaryota; Metazoa; Chordata; Amphibia; Anura; Pipidae
Product: vomeronasal type-2 receptor 26-like
Exons: 3
Coding region: 272-904 (210 amino acids)
Biological process (GO): G protein-coupled receptor signaling pathway
Cellular component (GO): membrane
Molecular function (GO): G protein-coupled receptor activity
Source: RefSeq, a predicted model, not a curated record